UUAAAAAAAAAAAAAAAAAAAAGCUGCGGCUGCUGACGCUGCCGGGCCCGAGUGUGUGUGAGUGAGUGUGUGUUGGUGCAUUUGUCUUGGGUGGCCGGAGCAGCGUUGGGGAAAUUCCGCUUAUUCUUCUUCUUCUGCAACUUGUUAUUCCGAGGAGUCCGCCUGCACCCCUCACCCCGGGGCGGCCCUCCCGCCGCCGCCGCCCGCCCGCCGCCCCGGGACCCCGCGCGGGCCGGGGACUCACAGGCCCCUCCGAGAGGGGCCGCGGCCGCCCCUCCCCCCCGGGCCGCGGGGGGAGGGGCGCGCGGAGUGGGACUCUUUCCGUUUGGUCCAGCCCCGCGGUGCACGCAGUUCCCAACACUUCUCGUCAUCCUCUCUCUGCUCUCUUUAUUCUGCUGAGCGGUGCUGUUAGGAUUUCUUUCUCUCUCUCUCUUUUUUUCCCCCUACCUCCUCCUCCUCUUCCUCCUCCUCCCUUGACCACGCUCGCAAUGGUGGGUAGCUGCAAGGUGGCCCUGGCAGGGGAGGGGUUUGAUGUGGACAUGGGGGCACCGGGCGAGAAAGGUCUCCUUUCAACUUUGUCUUGUGGCUUGCACCCCGGGAGGAGGCCACAUGCCGAUUGUGGGGUGUAGAUGUGCUGGGAGUGAUUUCUAAGUAGUUGAGUUGUUGAGAUGAGGGUACGGCGGCUAAUGGUAGACAGGUUUUGUUUUUGUGGGUGAAUCCGGUGUCAUCAUAUUCCGGUCAUAUGUUGAAAUAUUCUUUGUUUAGGUCUUGAAGUAGAGGAUCUCCCUCUGCACGUCCACAUUGUGUUGUUUUUAAAUGAUGUCUUCGGGAGUAUGGAUUUCUAGAAUCUCAAAUGUGAUUUUAAGGUCUCGGCAUGUGUGGGCCUCAGCACUGGCCUUGACAGUGAACUUUGUGGCUGUGUUUUUUUUUUUUUUUUUUACUUCUAAGAUUUUACUCCAUAGCUGGGAUGCUAGUUAUGCUUAAUGGUAGGUAUCAGGAAUGUAGAGUCUUGAGCUGAGGAAGUUAGAGAGGGAAGGGCAUUUAUUUAUUAAUAAUUGAUAGCUGAAUGUUAGAAUCAGAUUCAUUUGGGCUGGCUGAGGGUUUUUUUUUUUUUUCUUUCUUCCUUUUUUCCUUUAAGGCAGUUGUGCAUUCUAGGAAGGAAGCCCUUUGGCAGACGCUCUUUAUGGUGGCUCUUUGGGGGCGCGCGCGCGCGCCGGGCGGGGGGGGGGUCACCUUUUAGAGAAAUCUUUAGCAUCAUCCGUAGCUUUAUUGAGGGCCUGUUCAGGGGGCUCAGAUUGAGGCUAAGAAGUGUAAGGCUACUUUUUGGAAAAGUCUUUAUGUUAUUUGUUUACAUUUCAUGUUUCCUCACAGUUGGGCAGUAGAAAUAAGUAGGUCAGCUCUCCUAUUGGUUUUUGAAGGUUAGCCCCCUCCCCCUUUUCAAAGUUUUACCAUCUACUUGGUUUACAGCCUUGUAGGAAAGCAUGACCGAAAAUUUCCUGGGAAUACUGUUACUCAUUUUAAUUUCGGGGAUUAGAGAGCUGAAGGAGAGCCAGUUUCCCCAAAAUUGGUUUCUUUACUGCAGGACUUCUCAGAACCUUUAAUAUGCUAAUGUGCAUUGUGAAUCUCCAAGAUGGGGAUAUGAUAUGCAGCAUUCUUGAAUACUUCUAAUGACAGGGAGCCCACUACCUCAUAAGCUGCAGCAACAAGAGGAGCUUGUUAUUUUAAAGGGAGGUGAAGACACUGUAGAAUCAGCAGACCGAAGAAAGGGGAGAAGGCAGAGGAUGGAGUUGCAGACCCUACAGGAGGCUCUGAAAGUGGAAAUUCAGGUUCACCAGAAACUGGUUGCUCAAAUGAAGCAGGAUCCACAGAUAUUUUUUCUUUCCAAUCAGAAUGCUGACUUAAAGAAACAGCUUCAUGAACUCCAAGCCAAAAUCACAGCUUUGAGUGAGAAACAGAAAAGAGUAGUUGAACAGCUGCGGAAGAACCUGAUAGUCAAGCAAGAGCAGCCGGACAAGUUCCAGAUACAGCCAUUGUCACAGUCUGAAAACAAACUACAAACAGCACAGCAGCAGCCACUGCAGCCACUGCAGCCACUGCAGCAGCAGCAGCAGCAACAGCAGCAACAGCAGCAGCAGCAGCAGCAGCACGCCCAGCAGUCAGCAGCACCGCCCAGCCUGACUGCAUCACAGAAGACUGUAACUACAGCUUCUAUGAUUACCACAAAGACACUACCUCUCGUCUUGAAAGCAGCAACUGCGACCAUGCCUGCCUCUGUUGUGGGCCAGAGACCUACCAUUGCUAUGGUGACCGCCAUCAACAGUCAGAAAGCUGUGCUCAGCACUGAUGUGCAGAACACACCAGUCAACCUCCAGACGUCUAGUAAGGUCCCUGGGCCUGGGGCAGAGGCUGUCCAAAUUGUGGCAAAAAACACAGUCACUCUGCAGGUUCAAGCAACACCUCCUCAGCCCAUCAAAGUACCGCAGUUUAUCCCUCCCCCCAGACUCACUCCACGCCCAAACUUUCUUCCACAGGUCCGCCCCAAGCCUGUGGCCCAGAAUAACAUUCCUAUUGCUCCAGCGCCUCCUCCCAUGCUUGCAGCUCCUCAGCUUAUCCAGAGGCCUGUCAUGCUGACCAAGUUUACACCCACAACCCUCCCCACAUCCCAGAAUUCCAUCCACCCCGUCCGUGUCGUCAAUGGGCAGACCGCAACCAUAGCCAAAACGUUCCCCAUGGCCCAGCUCACCAGCAUUGUGAUAGCUACUCCAGGGACCAGACUCGCUGGACCUCAGACUGUACAGCUUAGCAAACCAAGCCUUGAGAAACAGACAGUUAAAUCCCACACAGAAACAGAGGAGAAACAAGCAGAGAGCCGCACCAUCACUCCGCCUGCUGCCCCAAAACCAAAACGAGAAGAGAACCCUCAGAAACUUGCCUUCAUGGUGUCUCUAGGGUUGGUAACACAUGACCAUCUAGAAGAAAUCCAAAGCAAGAGGCAGGAACGGAAGAGAAGGACGACCGCGAACCCGGUGUAUAGUGGGGCCGUCUUUGAGCCAGAGCGUAAGAAGAGCGCAGUCACUUACCUUAACAGCACAAUGCAUCCUGGGACGCGGAAGAGAGGUCGUCCUCCAAAAUACAAUGCAGUGCUGGGGUUUGGAGCCCUUACCCCAACAUCCCCCCCAUCCAGUCAUCCCGACUCCCCUGAAAAUGAAAAGACAGAGACCACAUUCACUUUCCCUGCACCUGUGCAGCCUGUGUCCCUGCCCAGCCCCACCUCCACAGACGGUGACAUCCACGAGGAUUUUUGCAGUGUUUGCAGAAAGAGUGGCCAGUUGCUGAUGUGUGACACGUGUUCGCGUGUGUAUCAUCUGGAUUGCUUAGACCCUCCUCUGAAAACAAUUCCCAAGGGCAUGUGGAUCUGCCCCAGAUGUCAAGACCAGAUGCUGAAGAAGGAAGAAGCAAUUCCAUGGCCUGGAACUUUAGCCAUUGUUCAUUCCUAUAUUGCCUACAAAGCAGCAAAAGAAGAGGAGAAACAGAAGCUACUUAAGUGGAGUUCAGACUUGAAACAGGAGCGAGAACAACUGGAGCAGAAGGUGAAGGAGCUGAGCAGUUCUAUCAGUAAAUGUAUGGAGAUGAAGAACACCAUCUUGGCACGGCAGAAGGAGAUGCGCGGCUCCCUGGACAAGGUGAAACAACUCAUCCGCCUCAUCCAUGGCAUCGACCUCUCUAAACCUGUAGACUCUGAGGCCACUGUGGGGGCCCUCUCCAACGGCCCAGACUGCACCCCCCCUGCCAACGCCGCCUCCACACCUGCCCCCUCCCCGUCCUCUCAGAGCUGCACAGCGAACUGUAACCAGGCGGAAGAGACUAAAUAACAGAGCCCUCGAGGAGACGCCACAGUCCCAGUGGCGAGGAGACUCUAGAGAAGCAAAACCGGAUUUCUUCUGGAAAGGACAGAAUUCUUUUGGUUCUUUGGUUCCAGAGAGAGAGAAGAUGCUUGUGCCAGUGGCACCCGAGUUUGCCAAUUGAUUCUUCUUAUUCUGUGUGUACAUGCAAAGAUUGGACCAUGUUACAUGAAAUAGUGCCAGCUGGAGGUUCUUUGCCAGCACCAUGCCAAGUGAAAUAAUAUAUUUACUCUCUCUAUUAUACACCAGUGUGUGCCUGCAGCAGCCUCCACAGCCACGGUGGGUUUGUUUUGUUCUGUUGGGUGGGGAGCAGGGGCGGGCGGAGGGAGGAGAGCAGGUUUCAGAUCCUUACUGGGAGCCGUUGGUUUAGGUAGAAAAGACAAGUCCAAAGAGUGUGUGGGCUUUCCUGUUCCUAAACUUUCACUACCAUAAAACCAAAAAAAAAAAAGAAAAAAAAGAAAAAAAGGAAA
Molecule: messenger RNA, 4372 nt
Organism: Peromyscus leucopus (white-footed mouse)
Lineage: Eukaryota; Metazoa; Chordata; Mammalia; Rodentia; Cricetidae
Gene: Phf21a
Product: PHD finger protein 21A
Exons: 19
Coding region: 1668-3872 (734 amino acids)
Biological process (GO): negative regulation of transcription by RNA polymerase II
Cellular component (GO): histone deacetylase complex
Molecular function (GO): chromatin binding
Source: RefSeq, a predicted model, not a curated record